Molecule: messenger RNA, 918 nt
Organism: Ylistrum balloti
Lineage: Eukaryota; Metazoa; Mollusca; Bivalvia; Pectinida; Pectinidae
Product: macrophage mannose receptor 1-like
Exons: 5
Coding region: 1-918 (305 amino acids)
Source: RefSeq, a predicted model, not a curated record
AUGGCGUCCUUAUAUCCGCUGGUUCUGGUCUUCACUUUGAUCCUUCCAAUUCUAGCACAGGACGGCUGUCCUCCAGGCUUCAAUGUCAACAACGAGGGAUGUUUUUAUGUGUCCAACACAGAAGCAACAUGGGCUGGGGCAUUGGGCUACUGUAACACUGCGAAUGGUCACAUUGCUUACAUCGAGACAGCCGAGCAACAGUCUUUUAUAGUCAACUACCUGAAACAGCAUUAUAACGAGUCAAGUUUCCAACUAAGUACCAGAAACGACUACCAUUACCAUUACCUACACGACAUGGGACUGGACGUGACUGGGCACACCUCCUUCACCUUCCAAGUAAAGGCAUGUCACGAUGCCCAUAUUGCUUUAUCACAGGACAAGGGCGUCGACUCGAGAAACACUUACGAAAUUGUAAUUGGUGGAUGGGGUGAUGUGCAGUCAGUCAUCCGAGACUGUAAACAAUGUGCGCAUAUGGAUACUCAGAACCGAAUGCCACAUCCUCUCUCGUGCUCUCAGUAUCGGCCAUUCUGGAUCAGCUGGGCAAAUAAUAUUAUCCGUGUAGGCCAAGGCAGCAUUGUAGGGAAGAGCCAGUUCAUGAUGUGGAACGACACUGCUCCUCACGAGGUCAAUUACGUUGCUGUUGCAACUGGUUUCGGAUCCAGUGGUGCCUGGCAGAUCACAGUUGGUAACUACUGGCCUGGACAGUUCUGGCUCGGACUCUCCGACCUUGCUGUGGAAGGGGAAUGGAUGUGGCUACCACAACAGGGCAGUGUAAACUUCGCCAACUGGGGGCCAAAAGAGCCUGACAACGCGCUGAACAGGGAACACUGUGCACUGCUUGACCUCCAUAGGAACUUUACCUGGUCCGACGACAACUGCGAGGAACGCAGAAACUUCAUUUGUCAAAUAGAUUUAUAA